AUGACGCCGAGGGCCGGAGAUCCAGUCGAGAGCAGGUUAGCCGCGCAUGCUGCCGCUUUUAUCAGUGCCGAAGGUCCUGAUAUCCAUAUUGCAAUGGCGGGGUCCUCGAGGUAUGAUGAUGAUGAGCACCAAUUUGUGCCGCCGAACUUUCACAAGUCGCUUGAAGAACUUCUGAAACGCUACCUGCCCGAGAAUUUGGGCUUGCAGUUCCAAGAAGACGCAAAGCAACUUGAUGAGUUAGCCGACAAGCUCGCAAAUACUGAGGCUCGAUACACGGACCGCCAAAAGACGUUCUGGCAUUCGCUAUGGUACCAUGUGGGCGAUACCAAAGAUACUCUGGAUGCAUGGGUUGCCCUCAUUCCCAAUGAGUAUGGGUUGGCAGUCGUCAAGACUGGGCUGGCAGUGGUUUUCAAGCUGGCAGAAAAAUCUGCAGAGAGACGACAAAAGAUCGAAAGGACGUUCGUAGCUAUCCGAGAAGCACUUACUCGGGCCGAUCCGGCAAAGAGGAGCUUUCGGAGUAACGAGGGGAUCUGCGUUUCUGCGGACCAUUUGAACCAGUCUAUCGUGGAGUGCAUCGAGGAUAUGAUAUUAUUGACCUCUAAAGAGAAGACCUCGUGGAGACAGAAACUGGCCACUGCUCCCAAGUUCAGGCAUCGAACGCCACCACCGGAUCCUGACGUGAUUCUGGGCAAGUUAGAAGAGGCUCGGAAGGAAUUCGAGCGAGUGAUCGAUCUGGUACGGGACAAUGUCAUCGAAGGUACAGGGCUUCUGACUCAGUCAAUGGCGAUGAGAUUGCCCGGCAUGCAUCGCAAUGUUCUGGAGACAAAUGAGAGCCUCAGGGUGCUCAGUGAGAGGCAGGAUGAGCGGGAUAAGGAUUACAAAAGGGGCUAUGAGGCUUUUUACAGCAUGCUCCAUCAAAUUAGGGCAGAUACACAGAAUAUCGUUGCAAGGGAGAACAAUAGGCAGAACAGCCUGGGAAUAAGGGAGCAAGAGACUGGUCAGGUUAUAACAAGAAAUGAAGUCCUCCAGAUUUUACUGGAGUCCAAGAGACAGCGAACCGAGAUUGAAAGGCUGCGGCGAGAGAUUCGCUACACCCGCAAGUCCAGACAGCUCAUCAAGGGUGAUCAACUCCUCUACAUCCUCACAGGGCUGCCAAUUUCCGACAAUUGCAAGCUAGCAGACCUAAGACAAAUGCUCCAACGACCAAACGAUGACCUGCAAAAGUGCCUUUUGUACAAGGGCAAGCUGAAUACAGAGACUCAGGGGCAAGUGCAAGAGUCCGUGUUGAGAAACAACCGAGUUCUGGGAUGGUUAAAUCGCCCAGAAUCCGAUCUUGUGCUCGUUGAUGCAAAUAUCGACGACCCCGGCAUGCCCAAGACAACGCCUAUGUCCGUAUUCUCUGCCACACUGGUUACCAGUAUGGUCACUGCACAUCCGGAGGAUGUCGUCGUUUUCCAUUUCUGCGGCCAACACUCCUUACCUAAGGACGCAUGGUACGGUCCAAAUGGACUGGUUCGCUUUCUGGCAAUACAGUUGCUGGUGAGGCUGCUGGAGAUGAAGCGCUGUGACCUCGACUGUAUCGACAGUUGGGACUUCGUCGAAGGGCUCGAGAACCACGACUUGUCGUGUCUAUGCCAUUUGCUGUACCAUCUUAUAGCACAGUUUUCCGCACAGACUACUGUCUACUGUGUCGUCGAUACUAUCUCUCUCUUUGACAACCCCAGGACGAUGCCAGAUUUGAAGGUCGUAAUGGACUGCUUCCACGGCAUUGUUAGCGACACCUCACUGAGCCCAGCAGUGAAGAUUUUACUCACAAACCCGAUGCACAGCAAGAGAACGAUGAAGCAAUUGCCAAUUUUCCAGGAUGACCCAACCCGCCUUGUCAAUUUGAUCCCAAAUACUCUUACAUCGGCAGUGCCAAUAUCGGAUCGAGUAGUUGGAAGGACCCUUUCACGACAGUCUCCAACCUCCAGGUACCGAAUGCGGGGCAGAUAUGGAGCCGAAUUCGACAGCACCUGGUGA
This is a messenger RNA of Aspergillus lentulus, 2022 nucleotides long. RefSeq lists its product as uncharacterized. Lineage: Eukaryota; Fungi; Ascomycota; Eurotiomycetes; Eurotiales; Aspergillaceae. The record is from RefSeq and is a predicted model, not a curated record.